This is a messenger RNA of Daphnia pulicaria, 2037 nucleotides long. Its product is annotated as fatty acid hydroxylase domain-containing protein 2-like. Gene Ontology annotation, molecular function: C-4 methylsterol oxidase activity; iron ion binding. Gene Ontology annotation, biological process: sterol biosynthetic process. Bases 189 to 1109 code for a protein of 306 amino acids. NCBI's taxonomy places the organism in Eukaryota, Metazoa, Arthropoda, Branchiopoda, Diplostraca, Daphniidae. The record is from RefSeq and is a predicted model, not a curated record. The transcript has 6 exons.
CCAUUUUUAAAGUUAAAAAUAUAUGAGAAUGAAAUCCCGUUUGUUGUAACCUACUUUGCCUACAGGGACCGCACUCUAUAAAAGAUGGAAGUUGAGCCAAGUGGUGAAAGACUUGUGUGUUUUGUGGUCGUCGCGUGUGCAACGGUGCGCUCAUAGCUGUCCGGCUGAGAAGUUCGUUAUCAGAGAAGAUGAAGCUGAAACAGUGGCUGGGACAAUCGACAUUGGCCUGCGCUUUAUUUGUUGGAUCCAUCGUCUACAGACAACAGCUAGUGACGAAAGUGAGGCAGUUUCGGGAUUAUUCCGGUGAUGUUUUGGACUCGCAAUGGAAAUCUAUUCUCGGAUUAUUUGGCAAUGACGACUAUUAUUUAUACGUCUGGGGUUGCAUCCUCUGCAUUAUAAUUCCGUUUUGGACUGUCGGCGGAAUGUUCAUGUUCAUGGACUACUUCAACUGGCCAAAAUGGGUCCGCAAGUACAAAGUUCAGCCUGGAACAAACGAACCCGUCGAUUUGAACAAACUCAAAGAGACAAUUAAAGUGGCGCUGAUUAACCAAUGGACGAUUGGCAAUCCGCUCAUCUUCAUUAGUUUCGCCGUCAAGAAAUUCACCAACACCAUGCCGGCCAUUUACGAGUUACCGACGCUCCAGCGCUUCCUGAUUGAAAUGGCCGUUCUGUUUAUUGUUGACGAAAUCGCAUUGUAUUACGUGCACAGGUUAAUGCAUCACCCGAAAUUAUACUCGUGGGUCCACAAGAAACAUCACGAAUGGCACGCACCUGUCGCCAUCUCCGUCAUUUACACGACUAAAACCGAAAAUCUUUUAAUUACAGGCGGAACUGGCUUGGGUCCAUUUUUAAUGAAUCCUCACCUAGUCACUUUGUGGAUCUGGUAUGCUCUGGUUAACUUGAGAGGCCUGAAAAAUCAUUGCGGAUACAAUUUCCCUUGGCUACCGACUCCGGAGGAUCACGACUAUCACCAUAUGAUGAGCAAUGCCUGUUUCGGUCGAACGCUGGCCCUGGACUGGCUCCACGGGACGGACAAGGGUUUCCGGGAUUACCAGGCCCGAAAAAAAAAUUCCGCUGGGCAUCAACUUGACCUGAAAAAAUCCGAAUAAAAGUUUAUUAUUGUUAAGUCAGAAAAUGCGAUCCUUUUAGCUUUGCAGUCAAGCAACUUAAUUGUCCUCGUGUGCAACACUAACAACGUUCGACGCCCUAGAGGUAACCUGGUAACCCCCCAUAACUUGUUUAAUUAUAAUGUGCCAUUCCCAAUGCUUUUAUAUGUUACAAUUUUAUCUUAACAAUUCAAAUUGGUUGACACCUUCAGAAAAUGCAAACAAACUCGAGUUGCUUUCCUCUGCCAAAAUAAUUUUCCUUUUAUUUUUUAAACAAGGAAAGAAAUAUAUAAAAUUUGGCUAUAUGCAAAAGUUAACUUUCAAACAAUGUAGCAGCAGUUAGCGAAGUGACUGGGCAGCUUUCAGAACCGGUUGGCUGUCCUGAUUCGGAGAAAUCUUGCAAGAAAACGACUAGAUAAUUUCCUAAAAUUAUACUUCCUGGUUCUAGGGUUCUAGGUGGCUAUACGGAUAUGACAAAGGUACCACUUAUUCUGUCAGAGUAUACCGUGACUUUUUGCAUAGAACAUUAAAUUAAUCAAAAGUUACAAUUUUAUGCAGCUAUUUUAGCAACCUGGAAAGCUUGUUUCGUGUUUUCCCGUUGGGCUUUUGGGCUCUGCUGCGACGCAUUUGCUCUUAUCGCUGGGAAAACAGCUGGUUUUCCCUUGUUAAUUGUUUGAUUUGCGAUAACUUAUUUAUUCGACUGGACGCCUAUUACGAAAUGAACUAAGGGUUUUUCUUAAAUUAAAAUCCCACCACUAGCGUAAAAUGAAGCAGAUUGUUUGGCAUCGAUUGUUUGCCAUUGGAUUUGUACGAUAGUUUGCAGCCGGUUGGUGAUAAACCAAGGGUGGUAAAACCCCUGUUUUAUGACAGGUGCAUUAAUCAAAGCCGCGCUGAUAAUAAAAAAUUGGGAAACACGCCAAAUAUCGCUAUC